UUAGGACUGCGACUAUAAGUCUCUUUCUCUUAGGCUCUCUAUUCUGCUGCAUUAGGACUGCGACUAUAAGUCUCUCUCUUAGGAUGCAACAGGAGACCACCCAAAAACCAGAAAACACACACUCUCUCUCUGGCCUCUGCAGAAGGGGCGGCCCCAAAACGCCGAAGUCCAUCUUCCUCUCUCUUCCCAAAAUCGUGUCCCUCUCUUUGUGAUACCAACAGGUUCAUUACUGGUUCUUUACUUGAUUGUUACUGAUGACUCAUCGAAACAAAGAGAUAACAAGGAUCUCUGACAAGAAUAAGAGACAUGUCUCUUUCUCUAAAAGGAAAGGGGGCCUAUUUAAGAAAGCUGGCAAACUCGCAUCACUGACGGGCGCUGAAGUGGGUAUAAUGAUAAUUUCUGAGGGAGGCAGGUUGUUCACCUAUGGAAGCCCCUCAAUAGAUGAUAUUAUAACCAAGUACCUGCAGGGGCCCCAAUUACUGAAUGAGUCUCACAGGAAACACUUGCAAUGCUUAAGCACCCUACACUCUAAAAUCCAAAGCCAGUUUGAAGAUGCGACAGAGCUAUUUAAUGAUCUCCAGACUUUAAAAGAGAAGUGGGUAAAACUGGACAUGCAUUCUAAGGAUAUAUUUGAAAUGGAAAUACAAGAGUUGAAAGAAUAUGUUUCCUUCCUCCAAGUGUUGCGAGAGAAGGCAUUCAUGCUUCCAGAAAAUGGUGACAAUAAUGUUAAUUUGGACUGUGUGGAGUCUAGUUGUCAAACUUUGUAUCAAGAGAAUUCACAUGAAGACUUGACGAGCACAUCGAGUUUGCCAAAACAUCUGAUUCAUCAACAAAGAGUCAAGGACAUGAAUAUUCAUUUGUGUAGUGGAGAAUUUGGGCCAAAACAUUUAUAUCCAGAAUAUGAGAAUGUCGAGAUGGGAUGCUCAUUUGGUUUAUCUGAGGUCAGUGAUCUGGAUCAUCAUGGAAGCAUAAAUGCCAUGAAUGUUUGUUUCAGUAAUGGAGAGUGUGGGCCUCUAUUUUUGUGUCCACAAGAUGAGGGCAUAGAAAUCAGCAGCUCAUUGGAUUUGUCUGAGACUUGUGACUGGAAUCAUCUAGGAAGUAUCAAAUAUAUGAAUUCUUUUUUGUGUAAUGGAGAGUUUAGGCCAAAAAACUUAUAUCCACAAGAUGAGAACUUCGAGAUGGGCUGUUCAUUUGGUUUAUCUGAGAUCAGUGAUCUGAAUCAUCAUGGAAGCAUAAAUGGCAUGAAUGUUUGUUUCAGUAAUGGAGAGUAUGAGCCUCCAUUUAUGUGUUCAGAAGAUGAGGGUAUAGGAAUGAGCAACUCAUUGGGCUUGUCUGGGAUAGUAGCUGGAAUCAUCUAGGAGCAACAAGGAUAUGAAUUCGUAUUUGUGUAUUGGGAGGUUUGGAUCUCAAAUUUGUAUGAACAAUUUGAGAAUGUUUUAAUGUCUAAUAACCAAUAUUCAUGCUUUGUUUUCUUAUUCAGAAUGGAGACAGAUUCUGCUCUGCAAUGUUGGGCUUGAUAUGAUUCAAUGUGGCACAGUGUGCUCGUUCCACAAUGUGGUGAAAUUUUGUGUACUUUCGUAGGAUGGUGGUUUAUCUGAAAAGUGGAGUAGUGGUACAGGACAUGUACUGAAUAUUUAUUUACAGGACAUGCGCUGAAUUUUUAUUUAUUUAUUUUUUUGACAUGUUAAUGGUGGG
This is a messenger RNA of Amborella trichopoda, 1695 nucleotides long. RefSeq lists its product as uncharacterized. Gene Ontology annotation, biological process: regulation of transcription by RNA polymerase II. Gene Ontology annotation, molecular function: protein dimerization activity; RNA polymerase II cis-regulatory region sequence-specific DNA binding; DNA-binding transcription factor activity, RNA polymerase II-specific. The record is from RefSeq and is a predicted model, not a curated record. NCBI's taxonomy places the organism in Eukaryota, Viridiplantae, Streptophyta, Magnoliopsida, Amborellales, Amborellaceae.